Molecule: messenger RNA, 840 nt
Organism: Oppia nitens
Lineage: Eukaryota; Metazoa; Arthropoda; Arachnida; Sarcoptiformes; Oppiidae
Product: muscle LIM protein 1-like
Exons: 1
Coding region: 197-496 (99 amino acids)
Biological process (GO): muscle tissue development; sarcomere organization
Cellular component (GO): cytoplasm; Z disc; nucleus
Molecular function (GO): actinin binding; structural constituent of muscle
Source: RefSeq, a predicted model, not a curated record
ACAGCCUAAAGAAAAAGGCUAAACUGUUAAGAACGGGACUGUCAUAUAUUCAGAGGCGCACCGGGAGUUUAGUUGGUUAAGUUGGAAACUAUUGGAAAUAAUAAUAAUCACAAGUGAUCUAUUAGUGGUAACACUGGUAGUGUUUUUAUAAACAUCUGUGUAUAGUAUAACCAUCAUCAAACCAACCCAACCAACAAUGUCCAACAUUUGUCUAAAGUGUAACCGAGCUGUCUAUGCGGCCGAGGAGAUGCUGGCCGGUGGUCUCAAAUGGCAUAAGGUAUGCUUCAAGUGCAACCUGUGCAACAAACGCCUGGACUCGGUCAACGUCAACGCUCACGAUCAGGCACUAUACUGUAAACAGUGUUACGCCCGCAAGUUUGGACCCAAAGGUUACGGUUUUGGUGGCGGUGCCGGAGCCCUGAGCAUGGAUAUGGGCGAACAUCUCGGUAACAGGGCCUGCGAAAUGGACAACAAACCUAAGGGUGUUAAUGCUUAAAAAAACAAACAAACUGUCGGGUUGUCCUGUUGCUGCCCAUACAGCUUUUAACCCGAUGCACAUACAUACAACUAAGCAGCCCCUUAUCUAUCUAUCUAUCUAUCUAUCUAUUUAUUAUUAUUAUAUCUAAUUAUUAAUUAAUUAUAAUUAUAAUUAUUAAAAUAAUUAUGUUUUUAAAAACAAAAUGUUAUAUAAAACUAUUAUGUUUAACACACAUACACCUACACACACACACACACAUACAUAUAUACAAACACAUUUACACACUCAAUAUGUAUACAAUACGCAUACAAACCAAUAAAAAAUACAUUUAUAAUUUAAAAAUAAUUAAUUAUAAUUUUAAU